UGGAUAAACCGAAGUAAACUACUCUCUGUGGACAUAAGGAACAGUUUUCAGAUGAAUCGGAUUCCGAUGAAACGGCAAGCUCUUAGAACUGUAGGGGCUGAACUGACGUUAUGACUCUGUACUGGUUGGUUUUGGUUAGUUUUGCUGGGUUGAGUGUUUGCCAAAGUGCCCGUCCCAACAUAGUGAUGGUGAUGAGUGAUGCAUUUGAUGGCCGACUGUCCUUCGAUCCACUCAGGAAAGUUGUCCAUCUGCCAUAUCUAAACUACCUCAGGGAGCUUGGCUCCACCUUCCUUAAUGCCUACACCAACUCACCCAUCUGUUGCCCCUCAAGAGCAGCAAUGUGGAGCGGUCAGUUUGUCCACCUCACUCAGUCAUGGAACAACUACAAGUGUCUCGAUGCAAACGCAACCACAUGGAUGGAUGUGCUGGAGAGGAAUGGAUAUCGAACUAAGAUGAUUGGAAAGCUGGAUUUUACCUCGGGAAGUCACUCUGUAAGUAACCGUGUUGAGGCGUGGACACGAGAUGUUCCGUUCCUCCUGCGCCAAGAGGGCCGUCCUGUUUCCCAACUCGUUGGGAAUACGACAACCGCCAGGGUCAUGAAGAAAGACUGGAAAAACACGGAUGAAGCCACACGGUGGAUCCGUCAGACUGCUGCAUUCCCAGACCAGCCCUUUGCUCUGUACCUUGGCCUAAAUUUACCUCAUCCCUAUAGAACCGACUCUCUGGGGCCCACGGCAGGUGGAUCCACCUUCCGUAGCUCACCGUACUGGCUCAGAAAGGCACGCAUUGUGUCUUCUGAGCUCAUUUCCGUUCCCAAGUGGCUGCCACUGGCUGCCAUGCACCCUGUUGAUCACUACUCCACUUUCACUAAAAACUGCAGCGGGGCCUUCACUGAGGAAGAAGUUAAAAGCGUCCGGGCCUUCUAUUACGCCAUGUGUGCUGAAGCAGACGCCAUGCUGGGUCAGGUGAUUUCUGCUCUGCGAGAGACGGGGCUGCUCAACAGCACAGUGUUGAUCUUCACGGCUGACCACGGAGAAUUAGCCAUGGAGCACCGGCAGUUCUACAAGAUGUCAAUGUAUGAAGGCAGCUCCCAUGUCCCCCUGCUCAUCAUGGGACCUGGGAUAAUGUCUGGCCUUCAGCUCAGCCAGCCUGUGUCUUUGGUCGACCUUUAUCCUACCGUGCUUGAAAUUGCUGGCAUUUCAGCUCCUGGCAACUUAAGUGGCCACUCGCUUCUUCCUUUAAUAUCCAAAUCUAAUGAUUUCCCUGAGAAGCAGCAUUCAGACUGGGUACUAAGUGAAUACCAUGGUUGUAAUGUUAAUGCCUCUACAUAUAUGCUGAGAACUGGCAAGUGGAAAUACAUUGCAUAUGCCGAUGGGCUGAGCGUCCCUCCACAACUUUUUGACCUAAAAUUGGAUAAGGAUGAACUUCACAACGUCGCUCUCAAAUUCCCAGAUGUUCAGGCACAUCUCGACAAGCUAUUACUUAGCAUUGUAGAUUAUCCAAAAAUCUCUAAGGCUGUUCAUCUCUACAAUAAGAAGGCAUUUGGUGCAUGGCGCAAUAGUUUGGGGAGAAACUACAGCCAGGCUAUUGCUAACCUCAGGUGGAAUCUAGACUGGCAAAAAGAUGUAUUUAACAACGAGAAAGCUAUUGACACAUGGCUGUAUGGAUCAUCAUAAGAACUGCAAAACUAUUUGGCAGUAAAAAUGUGUGUCUCAAUGAGCUGGAAUUGCACUAUUUUGUUUUAGUUAUGUUACCUAUGAGUAUUUUUCAUGACAUAUGCGUUUUAUGACUUGAGAUUUGACUAAACAUGGAUAUUUUUUUAAUCUAUCAGUGGGAUCUUGAAUUGCAAUGUUGUAUUUAAAAACUAAUUUCUCCGUAUGUGUUUAAACUUCAAUAAAUAAAAUUUUUAUGAUCUG
Molecule: messenger RNA, 1916 nt
Organism: Menidia menidia (Atlantic silverside)
Lineage: Eukaryota; Metazoa; Chordata; Actinopteri; Atheriniformes; Atherinopsidae
Source: the annotation of a GenBank genome assembly